Messenger RNA from Motacilla alba alba, 4612 nucleotides. It is a transcript of the gene SLC5A8, whose product is annotated as solute carrier family 5 member 8. The transcript is spliced from 14 exons. Gene Ontology annotation, biological process: propanoate transmembrane transport; sodium ion transport. The coding region runs from base 2033 to 3538 and encodes 501 amino acids. Gene Ontology annotation, cellular component: membrane. Gene Ontology annotation, molecular function: organic acid:sodium symporter activity. The record is from RefSeq and is a predicted model, not a curated record. NCBI's taxonomy places the organism in Eukaryota, Metazoa, Chordata, Aves, Passeriformes, Motacillidae.
UGCCUGCAAAGAAGAGAAAAAUAAUUCUAUGCAACUUAAAUACGUGCUCAAGGAAAUUAACCAAAGAUCUAUAUGUGGCUUUCUCUGCCAAGCACUUGCAAUUUAACCUGAAUAAAUUAAAUACUAGUGAGGAAAGAAAACCUCCCAAGAUUUUAAUGGUGCAAUUUUAACUCUUCUGUGAAUAUUAAUACUUAAAAUAAGGUAAAUAAAAGGAUUUAUAAUAAUGCAACCAAAAAAAGCCCUACUGAAGAAGCAGAAAGAUUGUAUCAGUCCUAUUUAAAUUGACACAAAAAUGUGAUCAUAGUUGUGACAAAUUUUAAUUUCUGAUGAUUCAAGGCUUCUGGCACUUAUUUGCUCUGUAUGAGAAAGCCACAAGUUCUCAUGCUGAAUUAAAAGGCUUGAAGAGGCACAAGUUUGACUGAUGGACUAUUAGAAGAAAAAAGAAGUUAGCUUGAUGAUUGCAUCCAAAUCAUUUUUGUCAACAGCUAAAUAUUCUGAUGGAAACCAAUAAUGAGUACUGUAUAUACUGGAACCAAUACUAUUUAAUACCUUCAUUAAUGACAUAGAUAGUGAGAAUGAGUUCACCCUCAGCAAGUUUGUGGAUGAUACCAUGCUCAGUGGUGCAGCUGAUUUGCUAAAGAGAAAGGACUCCAUCCAGAGGGACUUUGACAGACUUGAGGAGUGGCCCCAUAAAGUUCAACAAACCCAUGUGCAAGGUCUUGCACAUGGAUUAGGGCAAUCACAAAUAUCAGUAUAGAUUGAGGGGUGAACUGAUUUGGAGCAGCCUUGCAGAGGAGAACUUGGAGAUACUGGUAGAUGAAAAAUAUGACCAAGCCAGAAAGUCUGGUCACAGCCCAGAAAGCCAAUUCUGUCCUUCACCAAAAGAAGUGGGGCCAACAGUUUGAGGGAGGCGAUUCUCCCUCUCUGCUCCACUCUUGUGUGACCCCAACUGAAGUAUUGCAUCUGGCUGUGGGGUUCCCAGCACAAGAAAGACAUGGAUCUCUUGGAGAGGGUCCAGAGUAUGACCACAAAAAUGGUCUUGGGGGUGGAACACCUCUCCUGUGAAGAAAGGCUGAGAAUGCUGGGAUCAAAUUGUUGAACUUGGAGUAGACAAGGCUGUGGGGAGACCUUAUUGUAGCCUUUCAAAGGGGGUUUAUGAGAAAAGUGGAGAGAGACUUUUUGCCAAGGCCUGUAGUGACAGGACAAGGGAUAAUAGUUUUAAACUGAAAAAAUGUAGGUUUUGAGUGGCUAGAAAGAAGAAUUUAUUUGCAACAAGGAUAGUGGGAUACUGGAGCAGGUAGUCUGGGGAAGAAGUGCAAUGGCCCAGCCCUGGCAGUGUUCAAAGUCAGGCUGGAUGGGGCUCUGAAUUUUGAUCUACUGCAAGGUGUGCCUGUCCAUGGCAGGGGCAUUGGACUAGAUAGUCUUUAAAGGACCAUUCCCAACAAACCAUUCUAUGAUUCUAUGUUUCAGCAGCACAUGCUGACAGUCACUAUGUGGACAGCAAGUCAAACACUGACUGGGCUAGACAGGUGUCAGGAGCUGGCUGGGAGGUGGUAUAGGUAAUUUUAGGAGUUACCAGGGACUGAUCAGGACUGGCAGCUUUCUUGUCGUGGAAGCUAUAUAUGAAAAUCUAGAGAGGACUCAUGGCCCUGAGAGAAACAAGCAUGCACGCACAGUGGCAGGGUGUAGCACACAGGUAGGAAUAACUAUUUCCCCAAUGGCUCCCCUAUCCUUUCUGGCAUGUGCUUCUAGCAGGUGUGCAGCAGGGGGUCAGGGCAAUUAGGUUAGGCUGGGUGAAGCAACUUCUUCACACUAAUGUCCUCAUACAGCUGGAGAGCUGCUCACUCCUGUUACCUCUUGGAUCUGUUCCAGCAUAGCCACUGGCCAUGUGGUAGAGCUCCACCUCGGGGACUGGCUUUGAUCUGCUCAAAAGCCAUGGCAAAUAAUUCAGUGGUUAGCAAUCCUGCUCUGGUUUGCCACCUGUGCCUACGGUGGACACUUUCAGGAUGGGCAGAAGCUGGCUGAAUCCUGGAUGACAUCUGAUUCUGCUGCUUUUCCAUGCCCAAAUCCCAUCCCUGUAAAUCAGAAAGCCAGAAGAGUCCAGCCAUGGAAAGCUGAUACUUUAUACACUGGUAUUGUCAUUUAUGCUCCAGCUUUAGCACUAAAUCAAGUCACGGGCUUCGACUUGUGGGGCGCAGUGGUGGCGACUGGCGUGGUCUGCACAUUCUACUGCACAUUGGGUGGUCUGAAGGCAGUGGUGUGGACAGAUGUUUUCCAGGUUGGAAUCAUGGUUGCUGGAUUUUCAUCUGUGAUUAUACGAGCCGUGGUGGUUCAGGACGGAAUUGGACGCAUUGUAAACGAUUCCUACCAUGGAGGAAGAUUAAACUUCUGGGACUUUGAUCCCAAUCCUUUGCAAAGACACACCUUCUGGACGAUUGUUAUCGGUGGGACUUUCACGUGGACUGGUAUAUACGGGGUUAACCAGUCUCAAGUCCAGAGAUACAUCGCAUGCAAAAGCAGAUUCCACGCAAAAUUGUCUCUCUACAUCAACCUGGUGGGACUCUGGGCAAUCCUGGUCUGUGCCACGCUGUGUGGACUGGCCCUCUACUCCAUCUACAAAGACUGUGACCCAUGGACGGCCAACCAGGUGUCAGCACUCGACCAGCUAAUGCCAUACCUAGUGCUGGAUAUCAUGCGUGAUUUCCCAGGAGUGCCAGGCCUUUUUGUGGCUAGUGCUUACAGUGGGACAUUAAGUACGGUGUCCUCCAGCAUCAAUGCUCUGGCUGCUGUGACUGUUGAAGACCUCAUUAAGCCCUACUUCAAAUCUCUCUCUGAAAAGAAGCUGUCAUGGAUUUCCAUGGGGAUGAGCCUGUUUUAUGGUGGAGUCUGCAUUGCUAUGGCUGCAGUAGCAUCUCUUCUGGGAGCCUUGUUGCAGGCAGCACUCAGCAUUUUUGGCAUGGUCGGUGGCCCCCUUUUAGGACUUUUUGCCUUGGGAAUCCUCUGCUCCUUUGCAAAUGGAAUUGGGGCAUUUGUGGGUCUUGUCAGCGGCUUCAUUAUUUCACUUUGGGUUGGAAUUGGAUCUCAGAUUUAUCCUCCACUUCCAGAGAGAACCAAGCCACUCGAUCUCUCCACUGUAGGCUGUAAUAUAUCCUCAGGAAAUUUAACAUCAACAGAAAUUCCAUUAACAACAGUUUUCAGCACACCAGGUGCAGAAAGGCCAGCCCUGGCAGACAACUGGUAUUCCUUGUCUUAUCUCUACUUCAGCACACUUGGGACACUUGUUACAGUAAUUGUAGGAAUAAUUAUCAGCCUCCUAACAGGAGGACUGAAGCAGAACACGGAUCGUAAAUUCCUGCUGACCAAGGAAGAUUUCCUGUCCAACUUCUCACGGUCCGAAACUGAGCAACCAGAGAAAGUGGAAGUGUUGAACUGGAAACCAUUUACCAUGGCAGACGAAGGAACUGACAACCCUGCCUUUAGCCACAUUGAAAUGGAUGUUGCAAGUGACAAGAACAAAGUCAAUGGUCUUCACAUAUGACACAAGGCCGUGUCAGCCCAUGAGGACAGUUUUGUUCAUGUCAAGCACUGUUGAUGUUCCUGUUCUGGGUCAGUUACCAGCUCUGCUGGGGUCAUGGGCAGGCAUCUGCUGAGCUUUGUGGCACUAUCGCCUUUGCAUAACCUUGACAUUAGUCAGGAAAGGAAUCAGGUUUUUCUUGCACUUCCUCACUCUCUCUGGUUCUUGGUGACAGAGCCUAAAGCAAUGUUUCUACGUGAAAUAUUUGCCUGUUAUUUUUGAGCCUCCUGGAAAAUAUCUGCAUUUAAUCUCAUUUCACCCUCAGAGUGAAUUUUUUAUUUGGAAAGAAUACUGUUCGCCCAGACAUGGCUGUUUUUCUGGCUUGUCUUUUUUUUUCUUUUUUCUUUUAAGGCAUUAAAAGUAUGAAGAGAUUAGGGUGUGGGACCUUAUCAGAUUGCAAGAAACAAUGGGUCUUUUUUUUUUUGUAGAGGAGGUAUAUUUAGUGCUAUCUGGUUCUUCUGUAGAACUGAUUCUGAGAGCAUAUUUAUUUUGCUGGUUUUGUUGUCUAUGUUUUUUUUUAACCCACUUAUUUCUUAGCUACCUGUACCUUCUCCUCUGUGCUCACUACUGGGAGCUGCAAGAGUGACUUGGGUGGUGGUAGAGGCAAGAGUCAGUACUGUCUUUCCCUUCAUGCCCUAUCUCCCUGUUCUCCUCUGUCUUGCCCUUACAGAGCUGGUCCUCAUGAAGGAAAUAAUCUAUUUAUACUUUUUAUUCAGUGCCAUAGACCAGAACCACAGCAGCCUUCUGCUGCAUGCCCAGCUUGCUGGCCUAGAAUUGUUCUUGCACUGGGCUGGGCACAGUGCAGCGGAGAUGUUAAUAAAGAAGAUUCCCUUUUGGCUGUCCUGCACAAGAGUGAAGGCUGCAUCUGCAUUUGCCACAGCAGUUCUCUCCAGAGCUAUGAGCUGAAACUUAGUCCUUUGUGUUCUUGCAGUCCUUGUUUUCUGGGGAUUCAUGUUCAAGGUUGGUUCAGAUCAGGCAAGGGCCUACUGUGUUUUGGCAGGUGUGCAGAGCCCCCUGCACAAUUCUCUGGGAUGGAGA